Molecule: messenger RNA, 226 nt
Organism: Dimorphilus gyrociliatus
Lineage: Eukaryota; Metazoa; Annelida; Polychaeta; Dinophilidae
Source: the annotation of a GenBank genome assembly
AAUGGAGGAGAGUAGUAUCAUUAUACAUCAUGCCCCUAGUUUUCCUCAAUUUAACGCUACAACUCAAACGGAAACGCCCAGUGGAUUAGCGGUUGGUAUUCCAAGAUCUAUUUCGGCUGAUGGCCGAACGAUUUCACAAGACUCUAGAAGUGAUGGUUUCUACAGCGCUACAGAAGAACUUAAUGAUAAUGAUAGUUUCAUAUCAGCAUUUGGCUUCUUUACUUAA